Messenger RNA from Hydractinia symbiolongicarpus, 1402 nucleotides. Its product is annotated as ankyrin repeat and death domain-containing protein 1B-like. The record is from RefSeq and is a predicted model, not a curated record. Bases 568 to 894 code for a protein of 108 amino acids. Gene Ontology annotation, molecular function: protein binding. NCBI's taxonomy places the organism in Eukaryota, Metazoa, Cnidaria, Hydrozoa, Anthoathecata, Hydractiniidae. The transcript has 2 exons.
GAAAAUGAAAAACGUUUUCUUAAUUAUUUACAAUUACUUUAAGGCUAGGAGAUUCAAAAAGUUAAAGUAACAAUUAAAGUAAGAGCCCUUCACGAAUUUCCAUAACUUAAUUGAUAAAAGGAUUUAUUCUUCUUUUAAGUAUAACUAUUAAGUUAAACUAUUUUUUCUGUCAUUACAACUUUUCCUAUUCUUAUUAAAGGGAAACUAAGGUCAAAAUUUUUUUUUUCAUAAAAACGUUUAUUAUACUAUUUAAAAAAGAUACCUUAAAUUUUUUUUCAAAAAAAAUGUAUUUUUAUGAGGAUUUUAGAGUAAAAAGGUUAUUAUUUACAUCUCCGUUAGAGUACAUAAAAAACUCUACGAUGGAGAGCAAUGACGUAUGAUCCGCGAGUGAGUAAGUGAAACCAUACUAUAAGGUUCGCCUGAUUUGAUGUAUGAAGACAUAAAAGAUGAAUUUUACUUCUUAACUAUAAUUGUACAUUUUGUCUUUACUACUCAAAAUGCCAAGUUGCCUGGCAUAUGGAUGUUCGCAAACCACUGGGAGAGUAACUGCUAAAAAAGGUUUUUUUCAUGAUCCCAAAGCCAGUGAAUACAACUGAGAAACUUCGCGCAGCACAAUGGUUGCAUAAUAUUGGUACUGGAUUGAAUGUAGAAACAUUUCCAUUUGGGAAAAAUAAAGUUGUAUGUGAAGACCACUUCCAUCCUGACUGCAUAAAAGAUGAUUUAAAAGGACGUCUAUCGGGGAUAACGUCGAAACGGAAAGAACUACUUUGUGGAGCAGUUCCAACUAUUUUUAAACACAAAACUUACGAAUUUAUUAACAUGGAUGGCACUACCGUAUUAAAACGUGAUUCAUCUUUAAAAAGAAAAAUGCAGGAAGAAUGCCUACAUAUUUGAAGAACAUAACUAUUUUGGAAACAAGGCUACUUUCAGAAGGCUCCUCUAUAUGAAGAGUGUGACCGUAACAUCGCGCUCACAAUUGGCAAUGGCAAACCAACUUUAAAGAUUAAUUCAGUAUUCUCACCACAAGAGCAUCUAAUCACAAAAAUAAAUCAGCAAAAAUUUGUUUUAAAUUUUUCUUUCAAUGGCAUAAUUGACUGGCAUAACUGUAAGGUUUGCCUUUAAUAUUUUCUGAGCCUGAGCUUAUGGGCGUUUCUGAAAAUGGGUAAAUUCUGGAAUAUAAGAAAGUAUGAUGAUAACAAAACAUUUAUUUGGUUAAAUUUCAUCGAACCAGCCCAAAACCAUAUCAGACCAAAUGUCAAGUCAAUAGGUUAAUAUUGGAGUAUGGAACUUUUAAGUAAAAGGACACUAUAAUACCCGGUUUAGCCUUAUUUUGUGGAUUUCUUAUGUUCACUGCUUUGUAAUUAGUAUUAAAAGUCAUGAGAUAAUAUAUGUUUGAUAUCUA